This is a messenger RNA of Pelobates cultripes (western spadefoot toad), 1111 nucleotides long. The record is from the annotation of a GenBank genome assembly. NCBI's taxonomy places the organism in Eukaryota, Metazoa, Chordata, Amphibia, Anura, Pelobatidae.
AUGUAUAACCUUCCAGAUGACUGGAGUGCCCCACGGAAAUCUUCAAUAUUCACUUUAGGUGAUAUAUUCCACAUAGAGGCUUCUGUUGACACUACAAACCAUGUGCCUAUGAUGAUCUUCGUGGACUGCUGUGUGGCAACAUUAUCCCCUGAUGCCACCUCCAGCCCUCGUUAUGAGAUCAUUGCUCAGAAUGGGUAGGUUAUGCCACUUGUGGUAUUGUGGUAGCUGGUAAUACCCUUUCUAAACCAGUCUUUGCUUUUGCAGGUGUCUGUUGGAUGGCAAACAGGAGGAUUCAUCAUCUGCCUUUAGAUCCCCAAAACCCACACCAGACCGGCUCCAGUUCACAAUUGAUGCCUUCAGAUUUGUUGGAUCUGAUAAUUCCAUGGUGAGUAUCUAGUCUUAAUUCUCUGUACACGUUAAUAAACCUCUAAAUUUAACUUCUGUUCUCAGAUCUACAUCACUUGUAACUUGAGAGCUGUUGCAGAAAGCCAGGUUCCUGACCCCAUGAACAAGGCCUGUUCCUUUAGCAAAUCCACCAACCUGUAAGUAAUGAAAAACUGAUGUAGGGUUGUUGGCAACACUUGAGGACACAGCUGUUGGUAAACACUCUGAGGCUAAAUCCUCAAAUUGAUUUUUCUUCCUUAGCUGGACAGCUCUGGAAGGAAAUAGUGCCAUAUGCAGCUGUUGUGAGACUGGAAACUGUGCUACAACUGGUAGCAGCCGGAUAUUUAAUCCACGGUAUCCUGGACAAAGGGGUGUUGGCAAGAGAGAAGCUCCAUCUGGUGAGUUACAUAAUUUCACUUAAAUUCAAGCUACCUUUAAAGCAAAGUGCUCCCAUAACUGCCUGGUACCUCUCAUAACUUGGGAACUUCAAAUCUGCUGACCUGUCAGCAUGUGCUGAAGCCUACUUGUUUUAACAGGACCUCUGUCGGAUCAAGAACACAAAUGGGCGACACUGGGACCUCUGCUGGUGAUUGGUGCAGAGCAGAGCCAGGCUCUUGCUGUGACCCAAGAAUCUACAAAUGUGGAGCUCUGGGUGUUGGUGACCCUUGGUAUCCUGAGUGUGGCUGUCAUUGUGGUUGGAGCUCUUGUAGCAUUUAUUAUGAAGUAG